Alosa sapidissima (American shad) is the source of this 1327-nucleotide messenger RNA. Its product is annotated as C3a anaphylatoxin chemotactic receptor-like. Gene Ontology annotation, molecular function: G protein-coupled receptor activity; complement component C5a receptor activity. Gene Ontology annotation, biological process: complement receptor mediated signaling pathway; inflammatory response; phospholipase C-activating G protein-coupled receptor signaling pathway. NCBI's taxonomy places the organism in Eukaryota, Metazoa, Chordata, Actinopteri, Clupeiformes, Clupeidae. The coding region runs from base 28 to 1062 and encodes 344 amino acids. The record is from RefSeq and is a predicted model, not a curated record. Gene Ontology annotation, cellular component: plasma membrane. The transcript is spliced from 2 exons.
CAGCGCAACACAAGUCAGGCAACCAACAUGGACAUUUUUUUUUAUUUACUUAACUUAACAUACAGUGAUUAUGAUAACUUCACUUAUAAUGAAGACACCAACAUGGAAAUUGAUUUUGAUUUACUUAACUUAACAUACAGUGAUUAUGGUAACUUCACUUAUAAUGAAGACACCUCAAAUACACCAGAGUUAACAGUGGCACAUAACACUGUGAAGAUUAUCUCUCUCGUCAUCUACAGCCUCACCUUUCUCAUUGGUGUCCCUGGUAAUGCCUGUGUUAUUUGGAUUGCGGGCCUGAAAAUGAAGAGGACUGUGAAUGGUGUGUGGUUUAUCAACCUGGCCAUCGCAGACUUCCUCUGUUGUCUAAGCAUCCCCUUCUCCAUCACCAACACUCUUCUGGACACCAACUGGCCGUAUGGGAACGUCAUAUGCAAGAUCAUCCCCCUAUUUGUCGUUCUCAACAUGUUCGCCAGGGUCUUCACCCUGGCUCUUAUCAGCUUGGACCGCCUGGCGCUGGUGGUACGGCCCGUCUGGGCCCAGAACCACCGCAGCCUGGUGCUGGCGUGGGUCCUCUGUGGACUGGCCUGGGUUCUGGCUCUCCUGCUCAGCUUACAUGCCAUGAUUCUCACUUAUGUCACCCAAGAUGGUGGCAGUCUCUCUCAGUCACUCCUAGCCCACACGCAGAUGAUUCACUUUCUGUUUGGAUUUCUCGUCCCUCUCCUCCUCAUCAUCACUUCCUACAUCAUCAUCACCCUCAAGGUGUUGAGCAGUAGCUACUGUGCCAAAAGAGCCUCCAAGAUCAUUGUAGCUGUAGUCGUGGCCUUCUUUAUCUGCUGGCUGCCCUAUCACGCCUUUGGACUUGUAAGGGAGUAUGGCCAAGAUGAGGGCCUGGCGCUCCAUACUGACCAGCUGAGCAUAGCCCUUGCUUUUGUGAACAGCUGCCUCAACCCUCUCCUGUAUGUAUUUAUGGGUCAGAACUUUAAGGAGAAGGUGUCGCUGAAGCUAAUCCUGGAGGAUGCAAUCAAUGAGGACAACACCACACACUCCUAUGUGUGUUCCUAGGUCUUACAAUCACGCGUGGUUGUUUUUGUGGAAAAAUAAAAUAUUUUUGUUUCAAUUAUGUCAAUUUGCAAAGGCCAAAUCACCAGCAUCCGAAUUCAUAUCUAAGCAUGCCUAUAUAUUCUCUUUGACUGCUCUUAGAGGGGCUUUUAUCAGUGGAUUUGACUGUUUUGAUCUUGUUCCCAACCCAGACUUGUAAUCUUUAACUGUAAAAAUACAUUGAGUCUAGAUGAUUUUGUACCAUGUUUGUUCCAAGAAAGAGUUAAAU